This is a messenger RNA of Aspergillus ochraceoroseus IBT 24754, 1732 nucleotides long. Its product is annotated as putative MFS transporter. Lineage: Eukaryota; Fungi; Ascomycota; Eurotiomycetes; Eurotiales; Aspergillaceae. The transcript is spliced from 5 exons. Gene Ontology annotation, cellular component: membrane. The record is from RefSeq and is a predicted model, not a curated record. Bases 185 to 1645 code for a protein of 486 amino acids. Gene Ontology annotation, molecular function: transmembrane transporter activity. Gene Ontology annotation, biological process: transmembrane transport.
AAAAGGAAUUACUAAUUUGGUGUGUUUGAUUGUGCGAUGAUUGAUAAGACAAACAUUCAUUACGCAACUCCAAAAUGGCGUCGGUGAUAGCCUCCAAUAUUUAAAUAUCCCUCGAAUUCAGCCCCUUCAUUGUCAUCCAACAUCCCCCCUCCCCCCUUUCCACCAUCCAGGUUCUGCGCACAGAAUGAUCAAGACUGAUGGCAAUGUCUUGCCCUCUGAGAAGACGGUCUCCCUCCUCAAUCCGGUCUUAAGUAGUCCCGAUGACUCUAUUCCCGAGACUGGGGAAUUGAAGCAUCUCGAGGCCCAGAUUCGCCGAAAGACAGACUUGCGGCUAUGUACAAUUGCCGGAGUCCUAUGCAGUCUCAAUUUGCUUGAUUCGGGGAUCCUCUCGUCAGCGUCCGUGACGACAAUGCUGAGUGAUCUCGACCUCCAGGGAACCCGGUACUCGCUGUCCAUCUUCAUCUUCACUGUUACCAGCGUUGUUUUCCAGCUUCCCUGUACUGUUGCAGUACGCUUGGUUGGUCCUCGUAUCUGGUUUGCGACGAUCACAUUCUGCUUCGGCGUGAUUACGCUUUGCACGGCGUUUGUUCAAACCUGGCGACAAAUGAUCGUUAUGCGGGUGUUGCUGGGCAUGGCCAUGUCUGGGAUCUACCCUGGUCUGACUUAUCUUGUCAGCACUUGGUACACUAGACGCGAGCAGCAGCUGCGCUUUGCAUUCCUUCAGUCCGGAGAGGUUGCUGGGCUUGCGACAGGCUACAUUGUCAACUAUGGCCUGAACCAACUGCACGGAAAGGCGGGGAUGGAGGGUUGGCGCUGGAUGUACCUGGUCCAGGGCCUUGUCACCUCUGUCAUAGGGGUCGUCACGUACUGGUGGAUGAUUGAUUUCCCUGAGAAUGCGCAGAGGAGCUUCUACUUCCUUUCCGACGUAGAAGCCAAGAUCGCUACGCAGCGCAUCCAGGCUGAUCGCGGAGACGUUGCUCUCGACCCAUUCACCUGGAGCAAAGUCCUUGUCAAUUUCACAGAUCCUAAACUCUACGGCUUUGCGUGCAUGUUCUUCCUCUUGAAUCUAGUAUCAACCGCACUAAACUACUUCCUCCCUAUGAUUCUAGUAUCCGGAAUGGGCUUCUCGGGUAACGAGUCCAUCCUGCUAUCAACACCGCCAUACUACUGGUCCAUUAUCCCCGUACUUUUCACCUCACUAAUAGGAGAUACAUACCAACUCCGCGGCCCCCUCAUCACAUUCAACGCCUUAUGUCUCAUCGUGGGGUUCCUGAUGUUCGGCCUUCCGGCCUCAACCCAAGUAACUGUCCGAUACAUCGGCACCUUCCUAGCAACAGGCGCAUACGUCUCGAACUGGGCAGCCCUGAACGCAUUCAUGGCGAACAACGUCGUCGGCCAAUGGAAGCGCGCCACCACCGCGGCAGCCGUAUCCGCAUGUAACGGCCUCGGUGGAAUCGCAGGAAGUUAUAUCGUGCGUCAGCACGAGGCACCGGAGUAUCCAACUGCUGUCUGGGUUUCCAUAGGAUCACAUCUCCUCAUGAUUGCAAUCGUGGGACUAUUCACCAUAGGCUUUUAUACCCACAAUCGCCAACAAAGGGGUGGCAAAGUGCUCCAGAACACUGUUGGCUUCCGAUAUACCUACUGAGUGAGUAAUUGCCAUUAUGCGGGAUUCAAUUUUCACAACCUGUAAAAGAAAAAUUACAUACACACUAUUAUAUUAUAUUUCAUUCUG